This is a messenger RNA of Malaclemys terrapin pileata, 5688 nucleotides long. RefSeq lists its product as uncharacterized. The record is from RefSeq and is a predicted model, not a curated record. The coding region runs from base 204 to 1640 and encodes 478 amino acids. The transcript is spliced from 12 exons. NCBI's taxonomy places the organism in Eukaryota, Metazoa, Chordata, Testudines, Emydidae.
AUCGUGCAGCGGGGAGUGUGUGUGUGUGUGUGUGUGUGUAGCCAGGAGCUUGAUUGUGUAGCGGGGAGUGUGUGUUUAGCCAGGGGCUUGAUUGUGUAGCGGGGAGUGUGUGUGUAGCCAGGGGCUGGACCGUGCACACACACACACACACAGGCUCAGAAGCUGCCCCGGGAGGAGGGAGCCGGCGCUGCAUCCCCGGGACAAUGCCCGAUCUCCUCAGCCUGCUGCUGGCCGCGCUGUGCCUUUUCCUGGCCGGGUGGCUGCUGCGGAGCCAGCGCUGUCCCGCGGCCGGGCCGGGCGGCAGCUGCAGCCGCUACUCGGUGCCGGGGAGCUGCUUCCCGCUGAAGAAAUGGGCCAUGUGGGGGCUUCUCUCCUUCGCGUUCCGCCGGCGCCGGAGAGAGCGCGGCAGCGCCGCCGCCCGGUUGGAGCGGAGGGACACAGGAGCCGGCACGGAGGCGGUAUUCUCGGCUACCCCGGGCGGGCAGCCCGGCCGUGGGGCGGAGGAGCUGGAGCGGCUGCAGGGACUGGCCUGCGAUGCCCAUGCCCUGGAUUCAGUUUACUUCACUGGGUUUGCAGAAACCGACAAGACUUUUGUGAUCACACGUCUCGGCAGACGUCCGAAUGGGCUCUGCGAAAUGUGGCUCUUUCUCCGCGUGGACGGAAUUGGAGAGUUUGAACACCCAGUACAUCCGGACAUGAUGGUGAGUGAUGAAUCUGAAAAAUGCUGGCAUGGCAGCGGGCUGAUGAUUGAGUGCUUAGAGCCAUACAGACGCUGGAAAAUAAAAUUCAAUGGACGACUCAGAAAAGGACCGUAUCGGCAUCAGUGGAAUGAAGAGGAGGGCGAACUUGUCCACGUUAAAUUCUCUUUCCACUGGACUUCCUUUUCAGAUAUAUUCGACUUUAACCUUGACAGUCACCCUAAAGUGUUUGCACAUGCCUUUGCUUUGGAAAAGUGGAGUGCAGAGUUCUUCCGGAGAGUCAAAGAAGAUGGGGAAAAACAUUCUCGUUAUGAACAAUGGGGCCAGUCUAUAGGAGAAAUUGAAAUUGAAGGUCAUGGGAAGAAAGAGGUCUCUCUGAGAGGUGUUCGGAGCCACUCUUAUGGCAUCCGAAACUGGGCUGAGAUUUACCGAUAUGUCAUGAUUUUGAUGCAUUGUGAGGAUGGGACGUCAGCACACUUAACUAUUGUUUGUGUACCAGCAACUACAACACAUCUCACUGUAGGUUAUGUUCUUUUCCCCGAUGGGAAGAAGGCUGGCAUUGACUGGUCCAAUGGCUCACUGGCUGAAAUGGCGGAUGAUGGUAUUAUCAGAGAUUUAUACCAAGUCAGUUUCACUGCAGGUGGCCAGUGCUUUGAGGUUUGUGCUAGACUCGACAAGCAGGCACGUCCUGUAGUAUAUAAUGGUUUAACCGGAACAGGAGUAUUCCAUGAGUGCAUUGCUGAUUUCCAACUGAAUCGGACAGUCCCAGGCUGGGGCUUGGUUGAAUUUUAUUACAGAGAUGCAACUGGGCAGCUUAUUCCUAAUUCUGGCUCUAGGUUGAAGGAGCCAUCCGUUCCUGCCAGCUCCCAAUUCACUGACGAGCACUUUCAAUGCACCAGGGACAUGGGGGACAAAGGAGCCCAGCUAGAUCAGCUCACGUAGUUACGGAAGCAGCUCAGGAACAAGGUGGACCCCAUCUCUGCUUAGCAGUCCUUCUUCCUGGAACAGCAUCCCAUGGUCAAGGAAGCCGAAGCUCUCCUGGUGACACCAUCCUCGCAGCCAGGCAUUCAUCUCCAGGAUGCAUCUGUCUCUGCCUGGGCCCCAACCCUUGACCAGAAGGACUGAAGAGAACACCACCUGCACUCCAAACUCCUUCACCCUUACUUCCAGAGCCCUGUAGUCACUUCUGAUCUGCUGAGGGUCAUACCUCGCAGUAUCAUUAGUGCCCACAUGGAUGAGUUGCAUGGGGUAGUAGUCGGAGGACCAGCUGAUCCUUGACAAUCCCUCUGACAAUCUCCUUGAUUUCUUUAUCCCUAGAAGUCACUACAAAAUGGGCACAGAACAUUUUGUGGUAAACUACCCAGAUUUGUUAGUCUGUCUACAAUUGUACCAGAAGCAGAACCAGAAAAAGUAAAAGACUAUGACAGCACUUCAAACCUACAACGCUAAGUGCAAAUAUUAAAUAGUCAUACCAAUAUUUCUAGUACAAAGUUUAUGGUUUAUAUCUAAGAAUACAAAAAUCUCUUAGAAAAAAUCUGCAUUCUAUUCACAGCACUGAAUGGUUAUAAUCAGGGCCGGCUUUAGGCCGAUUCAGCCGAUUCGGCUGAAUUGGGCCCCACGCCAAGAGGGCCCCGCGCUGCAGCUCUCCACCCCGCCCCCAGCUCACUUCCCCCUCCUCCCCUACCUUGAACGCUCCGCCCCCUCCCCUGCUUCCCGCGAAUCAGAGAUUCGCGGGAAGUCUGAAAAGAAGCAGGGGCGGGCUGGCAGCACAAGGUAAGCUGGGGUGGUGGGGGCGCGAGAAGGGCUCCGGGAGGGAGGCGCGGCCCGUUCCCGCAGGCCCCAGCGGCUCUGGCCCGGCUUGGCUCCAGCCUGGCCCCGGCGGCGCGGCCCGGGUCUGGCCCGGCGCGGCCCCCGCGGCGCAGCUCGGGUCCCCCCCCUGCCUGGCCCUGUCCCCGCGGCGCGGCUCGGGUCGGCUCCAGCCCGGCCCGGUCCCCGCGGCGCAGCUUGGGUCCCCCAUCCCCCCCGCGGCGCGGCUCGGGUCCCCCGUCCCCCCCGUGGCGCGGCUCGAUUCCUGGGGGCGGGGCUUGCACCAAGCCCCGCCCCCAGGAAUCGGGCCCCGCUCUUGCUAAAGCCGGCCCUGGUUAUAAUAUGCCAUAAAACAGUAGAAAUGCAGUGUUAUUUAUUAGUAUAAUUCUUGUGAAAGAUCCUGGACUGACAGCCCUAUAGAGUGAAGUCCCAUGUAUCUGCAGAACAGAUGCACGGUGCAGCUGCAGUUUAAGUCUUGUCAAUGUAUCUUAACACCAGUUUAGGUGGGAGUGCCACCUAUAGGGUUAAGAGGGUAGUACAGCCUCCUGAAUAUUCAUUUUUAGUUUCUAUGCUCAGAAUGCCAGCUAGGAGACUAUAGGCCUGGUCUACACUGGGGAGAGGGAGGGGCUGUGUCGAUGUAAGAAACACAACUUCAGCUAUGGGAAUACCCUAGCAGAAGUUGAGAUAUCUUAUACCAACUUACCUCCCAUCCUCACGGCGCGGGAUCGACGGCUGCGGCUCCCCCAUCGACUCCGCUACCGCCGCUCGCUCCGGUGGAGUUCCGGAGUCAACAGGGAGCAUGUUCAGGGAUCGAUAUAUCACGUCUUAACGAGAUGCGAUAUAUCAAUCCCCGAUAAAUCGAUCACUACCCGUCGAUACGGCGGGUAGUCUGCACAUACCCUUAGAGCCAAAGAUGAUGGUUUUUUUCUGAUAUGGAUACCUGUCCAUUAGAAACCAAGCUGAGAUCACCGCACAGAUAAGCAAUCCCUUUGAAAUAGGUCACCAACACUACAUCAGGUGGUAAAGUGUGUGGCCCAGACUAGUUAUGUCAACUGCUAAAAAGCUUUGUAGCCCAUCACCAAAUUCUCAAAUUAUCUAGUUUCCCCAGGAAUAAAGUUCUCUUGUAACGUUUGCCUGUUUCAUUAGAGGGGCUUAAGUGCCUGUGUAGAAAUCCAUUGAUAGUAAAUUUGGCAACUUUUAUAUAAGGGAAAUUUAUUUUUCAUUAUGCUUGGCUAGUUGUAACAGUCAAUUUUUAAAAAUAAUUAUCCGUCCAUGUACUUUUAAGAAUAGAUUACUUAACAGUUAGUGUAAGUAUUCGGCAGCCAAGGCAAAAGCAUUGUAUUUUAAAACCUGCACACUUUGGCAAAUAGACAAUUGUUUAGUAAAUGGCUUUGGGGGGGGAGUAAGGGGGAAAGUACAAUACAUUUGCUACUGUGAGCUGUGAAUACAUUGUACAUUAUUUAAGUAUAUAUUAUUGUGCACUGUCUAUCACAUACUUAGAAAUAUGUUAGCUCUUUAUAAUUCAUUGUUGGACAACUUUUAAAAUCAGUUACUUUUUAGAAGAUUAUAAACCACGGAAAUUCUUUAUUUAUCAAUCAAAACCUGGCUAAACAAAGACACAGACAUGAAUCAAAGUUUUGAGAUUGGGUAACAUUUAGAACUUGGAACCUUUCCACUCUGAUCUUGAAUGAGUAAAUCAUUGUAGUAAAUGCUAGUUAGAAAGGCUUUAGCCAUUAAAAACAAAAAGAUCUCUAAGCGGGAAAAACCAUAAUGCACAGUUUGCUCUUGUUUAAACAUUUGUGUGGAACAAACCAUUCCUGGCGUCUGUCUGAUAUCUUAGGUUUCAGAGUGAUAUCUUAGUUAAUCAUGCAAUACCUGUUUUGCAACAAAGUUUGAUCUCCCCUUUUUUUCCAAUCAUUGGCUUAAUAAUAUACACAUAACACUGAUUCUGAACCCUGAGUCUUAAUGCCCUUUGUGUUCAAAAUUCCUCACUCUCAGCCAUUACAGGCUAUUACGCCUAGGGGAACUCAGCGCAUCCGCGGACGCGCAAAUUAAUCUGUCUCGCAUAAUUUUGUAUUUUCCUGCAUAAAAAACAUUUUGCCUAAGUGCUGCAGUUUCGCGACUUGCCCACCAGAGGCCGCUGUAGGGCCAGAACAGCCAGCGGCGUUCAUGCCGACUGUUCUAGCGCCACAGCGGCCUCUGGUGGGAAAAAGCUGGAACUGCAGCACUUAGGCAAAAUGUACAGUAUUUUAUUCGGGAAAAUACAAAAUUCUGUGCCCAGGGCUGCAGAAUUCCCCCUGCAGGAGUAGAGCUCAUCACAGCACCCUGCCCGCUGAGCCAGAUUAAGAUAAGGAGGGGGAAAACAGGGCUGCUGGGGGGGUGGUGUCACACAGAAUGGCUAGUGGGGAGACAGACUGGAGCAUUGGCGCAGGAGCUAGUGGGGUGACAGCGUUGAGCUUGGGGAUAUGGGAGGGCGGCUGCAGAGACGUGUGGGGAUGAAGGGUGCGGGGACAGGGGGCAGACGUGCCUGACUGAAUGGGAGAGACUUGGGGUCAGCCAGUGUCUGCAUGGGGGAGGCUUCUCAUCACCCUAAUAAUCCCCCCCCAAAAGAAAAACCUCCCUCCCACACCCAACACCCUCCAAGUUCACUCGUAGGCUCCUUUCCUCUCCCUCAGCUCCUGCGUUACCCCUGACUCCCCCAAGCAUUCACACUGCUUCUGACAGGUGCAGGAAAUACAGUUCUCCCCCUCCUCUCCACUCCGAUUGCAAGACGUGCCAGAACCUCACUUCUCUGAUGGUUAGAAACCUUCUUCUAAUUUCCAGUGUGGAUUUAUUCAGGGCCAGUUUAUAGCCAUUUGUUUUUUCCGCCAACGUUGUCCUUAAGUUUAAAUAGUUCUUCUCCUGCUGGGGUGUUUAUCCCCCUAUGUACUGAUAGAUUGAUGUAUUGUAAUUUAAAUGAAUUGCACAAAGUUCUGUAUUAAUAUGCCUAGUAAGGAAUCUAUUUGUCAAAAAAAAAAAAAUUACCAGAAUAUUUUUUGGGGGGUCUGUAUUGUUACAGACAUACUUGCUGACAUAUUUUGAAAUAAAUUAGCAAAAUAAUUGAAACUGGCAUGAUUAUAUUGUGUAUUUUUGACAAAUAAAAUAUGCAGAAUUUUGCUGAAUUUUCAAAUAUUGUGUGCAGAAU